GCCUGGGGUCUUUGGGGUGAGGCCUUCUUGAGCCGAGGACCAUGAACCGUAGCCGCCAGGUGACGUGCGUGUCCUGGGUCCGCUGCGGCGUGGCCAAAGAGACGCCAGACAAGGUAGAACUGAGUAAAGAAGAAGUGAAACGCCUCAUCAGUGAAGCACAGGAAAAAUUGCAAGAACAAGUCAGCAGUGAUGAGGAGGAAGCCGGUGACCUGUCAGAAGGGGGCAUGCAGAGUGCUCGCACCCAGGCACGACCCAGGGAGGCCCUGGAGGAUGGCGACCCAGAGGACGACAGGACACUGGAAGACAAUGAGCUGGCCGAGUACGACUUAGACAAAUACGAUGAGGACACAGACCCAGAUGCUGAGACUCUGGGUGAAUCUCUUCUGGGUCUGACAGUCUAUGGGAGUAAUGACCAGGAUCCCUAUGUGACUCUGAAAGACACGGAGCAAUAUGAACGUGAAGAUUUCUUGAUUAAGCCCAGCGAUAAUCUCAUCGUUUGUGGUAGAGCUGAACAGGACCAGUGCAAUUUGGAAGUCCAUGUUUAUAAUCAAGAAGAAGACUCUUUUUAUGUACACCACGAUAUACUCCUGUCUGCCUAUCCUCUGAGCGUGGAGUGGCUGAAUUUUGAUCCUAGCCCAGAUGAUUCUACAGGAAACUAUAUUGCGGUGGGAAACAUGACCCCCGUUAUUGAAGUGUGGGACCUCGACAUAGUGGACUCUUUAGAACCUGUCUUCACACUUGGAAGUAAGCUAUCAAAAAAGAAGAAUAAAAAAGGAAAGAAGGGUUCCUCAACAGGAGCACAUACUGAUGCUGUCCUUGACCUGUCCUGGAACAAGCUUAUCAGAAAUGUGCUGGCAAGUGCGUCCGCUGACAACACUGUGAUUCUGUGGGAUAUGUCCUUGGGGAAGCCUGCAGCGAGCCUUGCUGUGCACAGAGACAAGGUCCAGACUCUGCAGUUUCAUCCAUUUGAAGCACAGACCCUGAUUUCCGGAUCAUACGAUAAGUCUGUGGCUCUGUACGACUGCCGAAGUCCAGACGAAAACCACCGGAUGUGGCGGUUCAGUGGACAGAUUGAGAGAGUGACGUGGAAUCACUUUUCCCCAUGCCAUUUUUUGGCUAGCACAGAUGAUGGCUUUGUCUACAAUCUGGAUGCACGCUCAGAUAAGCCUAUUUUCACACUAAAUGCACACAAUGAUGAAAUCUCUGGUCUUGCCCUAAGCAGUCAGAUCAAGGGUUGCCUUGUGACUUCUUCAGCUGACAAAUAUGUGAAGAUAUGGGACAUACUCGGGGACAGGCCCAGCCUUGUCCACUCCAGGGACAUGAAAAUGGGUGUUCUCUUCUGUUGUUCUUGUUGCCCUGAUCUGCCAUUUGUUUAUGCCUUUGGAGGACAGAAGGAAGGGCUCCGGGUCUGGGACAUAAGCACAGUGCCUUCAGUAAAUGAAGCUUUUGGACGACGGGAGAGGCUUGUUCUUGGCAGUGGGAGAAGUUCAUCUGUCAGCGGCCCUUUGGGGAGCAGUAGCUCAGACACCCCAAUGGAGUCCUGAUGAAGAAAGUGUUGUUUCCUG
Chrysochloris asiatica (Cape golden mole) is the source of this 1565-nucleotide messenger RNA. RefSeq names its product PWP1 homolog (S. cerevisiae) (gene PWP1). The coding region runs from base 42 to 1544 and encodes 500 amino acids. Gene Ontology annotation, cellular component: nucleus. Gene Ontology annotation, molecular function: protein binding. The record is from RefSeq and is a predicted model, not a curated record. Lineage: Eukaryota; Metazoa; Chordata; Mammalia; Afrosoricida; Chrysochloridae. The transcript has 15 exons. Gene Ontology annotation, biological process: rRNA processing.